UUUAAAAAUUAAAAUGAAAAUUUCUACAGGUUCGUUCAAUCUACGAACCUGCUCCGCAGUCACUGCAACAUUCCCCGCCUUAAAAUUCAGUAAUCCAACUCUACGGAGGCACUGUCCAUGUCCCAACUCACCCCUAUUCGGUGCUUGAGCUUAACGAACCGUUUGUGCCGCUUGCCAGUCUCCAUUUCCACUUUUCCAAAGCUCAGCUAGCUUCCUCACUGCCAUAUCCACACACAUUCUGCUUGUGAGCAGAACAGAGCAGAGGGAAAUGGAGAGGGAGGAUGGGUCGCUGGGCGCUGGUGGCAAUGAUGGCCAGUCGAGGCUCUACGAGGCGUUCAACGAACUCCACGCGCUGGCGCAGGAGUUCCACACCCCAUUCGACGCGCCGGCGGUGUUGGUCGUCGGCCACCAGACCGACGGCAAGAGCGCCCUCGUCGAAGCCCUCAUGGGCUUCCAAUUCAACCACGUCGGCGGCGGCACCAAGACCCGCCGCCCCAUCACUCUCCACAUGAAGUACAACCCCGACUGCGAGCUCCCCUUCUGCUGCCUCCUCUCCGACGACGACCCCACUCUCGCCGUUGAAAAGUCCCUCCAACAAAUUCAGGCAUACAUUGAAGCUGAAAACAUGAGAUUGGAAUGUGAAGCUUGUCAAUUUUCCGCUAAAGAGAUUAUCAUUAGAGUAGAAUACAAAUAUUGUCCAAACCUUACCAUUAUAGAUACACCAGGACUUAUUGCUCCUGCCCCUGGUAGGAAAAAUCGAAAUUUGCAGAGUCAAGCUCGUGCAGUGGAGUCUCUAGUGCGAGCUAAAAUGCAGCAUAAAGAGUUCAUCAUAUUAUGUCUUGAGGAUUGCAGUGAUUGGAGUAAUGCAACUACAAGGAGGGUUGUGAUGCAAAUUGAUCCUGAGCUAUCUAGGACUGUAAUUGUCUCAACCAAACUUGAUACAAAAAUACCCCAGUUUGCCCGUUCUUCAGAUGUGGAGGUGUUUCUUUCACCCCCUACUUCUACGAUUGAUGGCUUCAUAUUAGGUGAUUCACCCUUUUUUACAUCUGUACCCUCUGGGAGAGUUGGUUCUGGACAUGAAUCUGUCUACAGAUCAGAUGACGAGUUUAAGCAGGCUAUCUCCUUAAGAGAGAUGGAAGAUGUUGCAUCAUUGGAAGAGAAAUUGGGCCGCUCGCUGUCAAAACAAGAAAGAAGUAGAAUAGGUGUAAGCAAACUUAGGCUAUUCCUGGAAGAAUUGCUGUUAAAAAGGUAUAUGGAUAGUGUUCCAUCAAUCAUUCCACUUCUUGAAAAGGAAUACCGUGGUACAACAAGGAAGCUAAGUGAAAUAAAUCUGGAACUCAGCACUUUGGAUGAAGUAAAACUAAAAGAGAAAGGAAGAGCUUUUCAUGAUCUGUUCCUUACCAAGUUAUCAAUACUACUGAAGGGGACAGUUGUUGCACCUCCAGAUAAAUUUGGGGAAACAUUGCAAGAUGAGAGGGUUAAUGGGGGUGCGUUCAUUGGUACUGAUGGUAUUCAGCUCCCACAUAAGCUAAUACCGAAUGCAGGCAUGCGUCUCUAUGGAGGUGCACAAUAUCAUCGUGCAAUGGCUGAAUUCCGCUUUGUGGUUGGAGGAACCAAAUGCCCUCCAAUUACACGGGAAGAAAUUGUAAAUGCAUGUGGAGUAGAAGACAUUCAUGAUGGGACAAAUUAUUCAAGGACCGCUUGUGUGAUAGCUGUUGCAAAGGCUCGUGAUACGUUUGAGCCUUUUCUUCAUCAGUUGGGCUGUAGGCUCUUGCACAUUCUAAAGAGAUUGCUACCUAUUUCUGUCUUUCUUCUUCAGAAAGAUGGUGUAUAUCUAAGUGGUCAUGAGGUUUUUCUCAGGCGUGUUGCUUCUGCCUACAACAACUUUGCAGAAUCCACUGAAAGAACAUGCCGUGAAAAAUGCAUGGAGGAUUUAGUGAGCACCACUCGUUAUGUCACCUGGUCCCUUCACAAUAAGAAUCGGGCUGGUUUACGUCAAUUCUUGGACUCAUUUGGUGGAACAGACCAGUCUGUUAUGGCUGGUAAUUCUGCAUCUCCUGUUUUUUAUCAAGAUUCACUGGGAUCUGUGGCCAACGACAAGCAAGAAACCAAGCCAAGAGCUGAUGUAAAACUCAGUCAUUUGGCCUCUGGCAUUGAUUCAAACACUUGCAUUCAGACAACAGAAACGAGGCUAGCUGACCUUCUAGAUAUAACACUUUGGAAUCGGAGGCUUGCUCCUUCUUCUGAAAGGAUUGUUUAUGCUUUGGUACAACAGAUAUUUCAUGGCAUAAGAGAAUAUUUCUUGGCUUCUGCAGAGUUGAAGUUCAAUUGCUUUCUUUUAAUGCCGGUUGUAGACAAGUUGCCCACACUACUCCGUGAAGACCUAGAAUCUGCAUUUAAAGAUGAUAUGGAUAAUGUUUUUGACAUUACCAAUUUGCGACACUCACUGGGACAGCGGAAGCGAGACACAGAGAUUGAACUGAAACGGAUACAGAGACUCAAAGAGAAAUUCAGACAGAUACAUGAGCAACUUAGUUUGCAUCAGGUUAUGUGAAGACCAUCACUAUCAUCUCUAUCCCAGUGAGUAUCAAUUUGUUCAGAGUGAUGUUUUAUGUCUAAUUCAUGAAGGAUAUAAUAGAUCUAUAUGAACUUCACUAUUGUCUCUCUUAAGGGAAGAACAAUGAUGUAAGUCUCCUUGUCUUAAUUCUCCAGUUUCAUGUCCUUGUUUUAUUUUUCUUUGAUUUUAUAAAAUUUUAAAGAUAAAGAUUUGCUACUUCUAUUAGAACUUAAAUAUAAUCCUUAAUCGGAAACAUUUAUUGAUUGAA
Messenger RNA from Malania oleifera, 2825 nucleotides. RefSeq names its product dynamin-like protein ARC5. The record is from RefSeq and is a predicted model, not a curated record. Gene Ontology annotation, molecular function: microtubule binding; GTP binding; GTPase activity. NCBI's taxonomy places the organism in Eukaryota, Viridiplantae, Streptophyta, Magnoliopsida, Santalales, Ximeniaceae. The transcript is spliced from 17 exons. Gene Ontology annotation, cellular component: microtubule; membrane; cytoplasm. The coding region runs from base 269 to 2554 and encodes 761 amino acids.